This is a messenger RNA of Aspergillus homomorphus CBS 101889, 1101 nucleotides long. Its product is annotated as type I glyceraldehyde-3-phosphate dehydrogenase. Gene Ontology annotation, molecular function: glyceraldehyde-3-phosphate dehydrogenase (NAD+) (phosphorylating) activity; NAD binding; NADP binding. NCBI's taxonomy places the organism in Eukaryota, Fungi, Ascomycota, Eurotiomycetes, Eurotiales, Aspergillaceae. Bases 1 to 1101 code for a protein of 366 amino acids. The transcript is spliced from 3 exons. The record is from RefSeq and is a predicted model, not a curated record. Gene Ontology annotation, biological process: glucose metabolic process.
AUGGCGCCGUCGAUCCACAACGAAGACUUCUCCUCCACAGUCCCGAGUGUACAUUCCAGCCGCUAUGAUGCCCCUUCAUGUAGAGUCGGAAUCAACGGCUUCGGUCGCAUUGGCCGCAAUGUGCUGCGUGCAUCCUUGGUCCGUUCAGACAUCGAGGUCGUGGCCAUCAACCACACCUGCAAUUCCAUCGAGGACCUGAUCUACCUCAUCCGCUAUGAUGGCACGAUGGGUCGGAUGGACCCGCACAAAGAGAUUGUGGCUGUCAGCGAUAGUUUAAUCACCAUCGGCGGCCAGCCCAUCCGGCUGAUCUCGGAGCGGGAUCCCCGACAGAUCAACUGGCGCGAGUUGGGCGCCGACUUUGUGGUCGAGAGUACAGGCAAAUUCACCAAGCGGGACUUGGCGUUGCAACAUGUCACCCACGGCCAGGCCAAGCGCGUCAUCAUCUCUGCCCCCAGUUCGGACUCGGCCACCUAUGUCUUUGGCGUGAACUCGGACGCUUAUCGCCCGGAUGACCACAACCGGGUCAUCUCCUGCGCCAGUUGUACCACCAACUGCGUCACCCCGGUCCUCAAAGUGCUCAACCAGCAGUUUGGCCUCGAGCAGGGCUUCUUGACCACCAUCCAUGCGGCCACUCAGUCCCAGCAGGUCUUGGACGGAUACAGCAAGAAGAACCCUCGCCUUGGUCGGACCGUGUUCGACAAUAUCAUUCCUACGACGACGGGUGCUGCCAAAGCCAUUGCUACCGUGCUCCCGGAGCUGCAAGGCAAGGUGACGGGUAUCUCCGUCCGGGUUCCCACACCUGACGUCUCACUGAUUGAUUUGACCAUCAACACUGCCAAGCCCACCUCCUUGGCGGAGAUCCUGGCUGCUUUCCGGCGGGCGGCCAAGACCGAGCUGGCGGGGGUGUUGAGUGUCAGCGACGAACAGCUAGUCAGCAGCGAUUAUAAGGGCGAGAGCUGCUCCGCCGUCAUCGAUGCAGCGGCUUGCAACGAGUUGAACCCUCAGUUUUUCAAGAUCAUCGCGUGGUAUGACAACGAAUGGGGCUACUCCAAUCGUCUCCUGGACUUGGCAGUCUUGGUCCACACCCAAGAGGAAGCUUGA